CUUGUACAAGUAGCUUUCACCUUUUCGGAUUCUCAGCGAAAUAAAACACGAAAAAUCCGAGCAUCUCCGAGAAUAGAGCAACUCUACAAGGAAACUGCGAUAAAGCGAGCCGAAUCCGGGGUGGAGGAGCCCGAGCGCUGACGGUAUUGCGACGGUCCGGUUUCCACGUUUUGUUCCUGGAAAAAGUGCGCGCGCGCGGAGACAUGGUUUUUCGAUCGCCAUAUUGGCCUGAUGCGGGCACUGGCUGCACGAGCGAGAGAUAAAUAGCGUAGCAAGAGUGUAGAGUUUGUGUGUGUGUGUGUGGGUAUAUAUGGCGGAGGUCUUAUACAACGCCCUCGCACGAACGAUUAUCCGAAGUACUCGCACACUGCAGCUAUAUUAUUCGCAUACUGCGAAUAUAUAAGCCACAUAUAGACAUAUAUGUGUGUGUGUGUGGAUUCUACGAAUAUAUGUUUGAGAGCGAUGUACGAGGCGUUAUAGAGGAGAGACUGCUGGUCCUGCCUGCCGAAAAUAUACGUACGAAAAUCCCAUCGUCACGCACUCACACACGCACACAGGCAACGACACGCAACGUACUCGUACACUGUAGACUGUAUAGUCGGAGUAGACUGCCCGUGGCCGCGCAGAACGAGGGAGAAGAGUAUAGCAGCGCAGUAUAGCAGCAGCCAUAUCUUAAUCAGGAGCUCAGCAGAGCAGUGUGCAGAGUAGAACCAGAAGGACAAAGGGACGGACGCGUCCCAGCGCACGCAUGUACAUGAUUGAGAGGGCAGAUUAAAGAGACUGUAAAUUAAUGUUGUGACCAUGUCAAACGUAACAACAAUAAAGUUAGAGGGGAAUCAGGAGUCUGUAACUGAAAUACAGACCUACCUCGAAUCUUUUAAUAAGGAAAUUGAAGGUGGUACAGGGGAGCAGUUGCAGCAUGUACAAUUGCAACAAGUAGAGGGGCUUACAGGAGAAGAUGGUGGAACAUAUUUUGUUGAUCAAAAUGGCCAGUAUUAUUACCAAGCUAGUGGGGAUGACACACCUGUUCUUACACAAGUGCAGAUACAAGAAGUAAAUGAAGGGGAUGGUCACCUUGAGGAAGGUUCUAAUGAAGAACAGUAUCAAGAAAUAGAACAACUUGAACAUGUUGACACAGAUAAUAAUGUACAAACAUCAGACAAUCAGAUGGUUCUUAAUUCUGGGGAAGCCUAUCAAACUGUUACAAUUGUUCCAUCAGAUUCGAAUCCUGGAGAAGUGAGUUAUGUUCUCAUAGUGCAACAGCCAGAUGGUGAAAAGAGUGAAAGAAAAAUUGAAAAUGAAAAUGGGGAAGGUGAGGAUGGUGAGCAAGAUCUUACAGUCUAUGACUUUGAAGAUAAUGAAGACAAUGAUGCUGCUAUCGAAUCUGAGGUUGAAGACGAUAAAACAAAAAUUGUCAAAUUUAUUCCAAAGAAGUCUCAAACUGUCAGUCAAGCUCAUAUGUGCAACUACUGCAACUAUACCAGUCCCAAACGUUACCUUUUGUCUCGGCAUAUGAAAUCUCACUCAGAAGAGAGGCCUCACAAAUGUAGUGUUUGUGAAAGAGGUUUCAAAACUCUAGCUUCACUUCAAAAUCAUGUCAACACACAUACUGGAACUAAGCCUCAUAACUGUAAAUUUUGUGACAGCGCCUUUACAACUUCAGGUGAACUUGUAAGACAUGUUCGAUACAGACACACUCAUGAGAAGCCACACAAAUGUAAUGAUUGCGACUAUGCUUCUGUAGAACUGUCAAAGUUGAAAAGACAUAUUCGAUGUCAUACUGGCGAGCGACCAUAUCAAUGUCCACACUGUACAUACGCAAGUCCUGACACAUUUAAAUUAAAACGUCACUUGCGUAUUCAUACUGGUGAAAAGCCAUAUGAAUGUGAUAUCUGCAAUGCAAGAUUUACUCAGUCCAAUAGUUUAAAGGCUCAUAAACUUGUUCAUAACGUUGGGGACAAACCUGUCUUUCAGUGUGAACUUUGUCCAACAACGUGUGGCAGAAAAACAGAUCUCAGAAUUCAUGUACAAAAACUACACACCUCUGACAAACCGUUAAAGUGUAAACGAUGCGGUAAAACAUUCCCCGAUAGGCAGAAGCAACUUCUGAAGAGACACUGCAAUCUUUAUCACAAUCCUAAUUACGUUCCGCCGCCUCCACAAGAAAAAACUCACCAGUGUCCAGAGUGUGAGAGACCAUUCAGACACAAAGGUAACUUGAUCCGUCAUAUGGCUGUCCAUGAUCCAGAAUCAUCAUUACAAGAAAAACAACAAGCUUUAAAAAUGGGAAGGCAAAAAAAGAUUCAAAUAAUAGAUGGCCAGAGAGUAGAAGUCUUAACAGGUUAUGAAGAUGACGAGGACGAGGAAGAAGAAGAGGAGGAAGAGGAAGAAGAAGAUAUGAUGGCAGUUGAAGGAAGUGAUGGACAGCAAUACGUCGUAUUGGAAGUCAUUCAAUUACCAGAUAAUCAAGCUGCAGAGCAAGGAAUGGCAGUUGUAGCUAGUGAAGAUGGAGAUUUAGUAAUGCAAGAUCCACUGAGUCAAGAAAGUGGCAUUGUUGCUGAAGAUGGAGAUGAAAUUAUGGAACAAGAUGAAACUCAAGAAAUAGUUGGAUCACUAAAACUUGAGGAAGUACCAAUAACAAAGAAUCACCGAAGAAGCGAUCCUAAACUACAGAAAGAUAUGGAGACUUGCUUCGGAUUUGAUGAAGAAGACGAAGAAGAAGAAGAAGAAGAAAGUGGAGAUAUACGAAUACUUCAGGGUAUUUCGUAAUAAUAACAUUGAGAAAAUGACACCUCUGGGUAAUAGCUAAAUAAUUUUUUUAAACUGACGUGAUUGGUUAUUUGAAGAAGAAACGUUAUUAAAUUAUGAUGUAUAGAUUAUGUGCAGGACUUUUCAUUCAUGAAAACUUUCGAUCGAAUGAUUGAAUUUUUCCAUCCCACAAAUUAAAAAAUUUUGAUUAGUUUUACGUUUAAUCGGCAAAUUUUGUAAAAUCAGUGAAUUGUUGUUUAAAUAAUGAUGCACGUUGAAAAGUUACAAAAUGAAAUAUUAACAUAUUUUAGUGAAUUAGCGUUUUUCAUUCAAAUCUAAAUUAAUAGAUACAGGUGCUAUAAAUACUGAUAAAUAUAUAUCAUGUAUAUAAUUACGUGGCAUAAGUUUAAAUUAAAUUUUGUUUGGGUCAUUGUUAAAAAUUGAUUGAUUUUUUUUACUUGUAUAAAAAAGUAAUAACAAUUUUACGUGUAUAAUAAAAAAAAGAAAUUGUAAAUAAAUUAGAUCCCUCAAUGAGGAAGAAUACCUCUUUUUUAAACAUAUUAUGCAAUCAGUUAUUAAUAUAUAUUUAAGGGAAAUUCAAAUGACGUUUCUUCUUACAACUAAUCAAAAACAAUGUAAACAAGGUAUUGUAAGUAUUUACAAGUACACAAUAGAUACAAAUUUUCUCGAUUUAACGAGGAAGCAGUACAACUUCAAAAAAUGUAAAAUAAUUGACUUUCCUCGAAUUUAAGGCAAAGCGUUAAAAAUUUAUAUAUAUAAUUAUAUAUAAAUAUAAAUACUUAUAAGUAUAUACAUGUAAUAAUAUUACUUUUAAUGUCGCAGACAAAAUAUCAACGUAGAAACAUCGCAUAGUAUACGCGACCAUCGCGAUUGUUAUUUACGGAAAUUAAAAGAUGUUCAAUUUUUAGUUUAUAGUCGAAUUUUCGAAUUUCAUUAAUCGGGUGGAAAAACAAUACAAGGGAGUGUCCUAAACCAAUUAUAAUAAAUGGAUGUAUCAAUUUCGUUGCUUAUUGUAACCGUACUGUUGUAAAGCAGAAUCCAUAUGGAAAACGUUUGAAGAACUUGUAUUUAAGUAGGUAGAUUAUUUUAUUUAAGAGCUAAUAAACAUUUGUAAUUAGGCCACUCCCUUUUUGUUGUUAUACAUUGGAUUGAUAAUUUAAAAAACACAUUGUAAAUAAGCUUAUCAUGAUUUUUUUGUUUGUUAAUUUCAUGUAGAGUUUUUGAAAAUGCAAGUGUCUAACAAAUCAGAUCAGUCUUUGACACAUAAAUUAUCAUAAUCUUUUAAUUUAUACGUAUAAAAAAGAUAAUAUUUGCCAAGAAUGAAUCUUUUCAAUAUAGAAAUGUUCUUUCAUUUGAUUUUUGUACACUAGGGUUAUACUGUAAGUACGUUUGUUUGAGAUCAUGGAAUAAAUGUGUGCACACUAACAAAUCAGUCUUUUUAUUUUGCAUCAAAGUAACUUCUUUGAAAUAAUAAAUUCGAAGCAAUUCAGUUUUGAAAAUCGAAUCAUCGCAGAGCUAAUUGUUCUAUUUAAUAUAUUUCAAUGAGAUACAAAACUAAUUUGUAAUAAUUUUUAUGAAACUAAUGUAAGCGGAUAAAUUAUAACGAGGCAUUAAAAUAGCUAAAGUACUAUUUACAAAAUAAUGUUUAGGUGUAGAAGUCGUUCACGUAAUUUUUUCUUCAAAACGUCAACAUAUAGAAUAGAUUAGAAAUAUAUUAUAAAAGACAAAGUCCUGUUAACAAAAUGUAGAGUUUUCCAUCUAAAAAUUUGUCUUUUUAAAUAAGUUAAAAAUGAUUCAACUUCUUCGUUAAACAUAUGAAGAGAACAAUUUUUUUUUAAUUUCUAGAUGUAUCGAUUUAAGGUAAGCAAAAUGCAGAUUCUUUUGUUGCGAAGUUGUCUAAGACUCGAUAUUAUAAUACCAUAUGAUACAUACUUGAACAAAAUUUUAUCUAAAAAGAAAAUAGAAUUCAACAAAAAGCGAACAUUUUUUAGAACCUGUAAAAAGUAUGUGCUACUUUUUUACACGCGAAUAUGCCACUGACAUUGUACAGUUGUAAUUAAUAGCUAAAGUCACUGUCGAAUGUCGAUUUAGAAAUUGUGCACUUUCUUAUGCUGUUCCAAAAAAGCAGUGUAUUAUUUUCUUCGUAAUAAACAUAAUUCGUAAUACAUCGAC
Nasonia vitripennis (jewel wasp) is the source of this 4941-nucleotide messenger RNA. Its product is annotated as transcriptional repressor CTCFL. The transcript is spliced from 12 exons. Gene Ontology annotation, molecular function: DNA-binding transcription factor activity; RNA polymerase II cis-regulatory region sequence-specific DNA binding. Gene Ontology annotation, biological process: regulation of transcription by RNA polymerase II. NCBI's taxonomy places the organism in Eukaryota, Metazoa, Arthropoda, Insecta, Hymenoptera, Pteromalidae. The coding region runs from base 802 to 2769 and encodes 655 amino acids. The record is from RefSeq and is a predicted model, not a curated record.